CUGGAACAACAAAGCCGGGGCCCACACCUGCGGAACAAGCAGAAGUAGACCGCAGGCUGGAAGAAAAGAAAAAAAAAAGGGAAGCGAAGAAAAAACAAAAAGAAGAAGAAGCUAAGAGGAAGAUGAAAGAGAAGACGGAGAAAGAAUUGGAAGAAGAACUGAAGAGUAUAGAAGAAGAAGAAGAAGAAGAAGAAGAAGCAGCAGAAGAAGAAGUAGCACAGGAAGAUGAACAGACCUUGCAGCGACGUCGUCAUGACAUCCCUGAGAGUAGUAGCCGGCUUCCCGUUGAGCCGUUGGAUUGGGGGGAACGGUACUACUAUUCCAGCGAGCCAUUGAAAGAGACUGACGCAGAGCGAGAUGCAUUCGUCGCCAAGUUGGCCACUGUGACAGACACCGUUGAACGUAACCUGCUGAUGGCAGAAAAAAGGGCUGAAUUGAAUGCCAGAUUGUUAGCUUCCAGACGACAAGAACUAGAGAAAAAGAAAAGACUGCAGGCCGAAGGGGAGAAAUUGCAGAAAGCUCUAGAAGCGCAAAAAGAAAAUCCCUAUGAAUCCGAAGCACAACUUGCUCUCCUUAGGGAGUCAGUCCUCAACACAAGGCAAGAUAUGAAGUUAAUGCAUCAGACCCUACAAAGGGUUGAAGCGCAUCGAGUUGAAUUCGAAAACUUCUGGAAUAACUUUGUGGAAAAGUCAGCCAAGGAUGUUGACCAACAUGUGCAAACUUACAUCCAAGCUUUGGACGAACAUAUUAAUAAAGUCUUCACCCCGGAAGUCGUAGAGAAGAUUGUAAAGGGAGCUGGAGGCGACGGAGGAGAUGGUGAUGGCGACGACGAUGAUGAUAAGAAAGGAAAGAGGAAGAUUGGGGAUCCGAAAGAAAACUUCCUCAGGAAACCGGGCAGGGUGUUGAUGGCAACUUCGUGCAUGGGAGGCGACGCCAUGAGCUUCGCCAUCUCGCUGCAAAAGGAGGCGGGAUGCAGCUCCAUGGUAGAAUAUUCGCAGCAAACGCGAAUCGAAGAUUUCCUUAAGUUAAUAAGAGAAAGAUUUGAGGACAAAAACUUGGCAAGAUGUACAAAAAUGUUGAUCCUCAGCCUUCCUGACAGGAAAUGGAAGAGUACCUCUGCACUAAAGGCAACUAUGGAUGAAUUAUUGCAAUGCCCUGAUCACGGAUUGACGCCGGCCCAAAUCUUAAACAGUUUUGCACGAGCACUCCGGGAUCCCCUAAGAACACAACUCUAUCCUCGUACCAAGGAAGAGGGGAUGACAUAUGAGAAGUUCGGCAAGAUCGCCAUAGAUCAUGCCGGCUUCCUCGCUGAAGCAAAUUAUUGCCAUUACUGGAAGGAUCUGCAAGCGGGUAAGAGAUGGCAAAACCGCACCAUCUCAGGGUCUAUACCUGGGAAAGACAGUCUCCUUCUAGCCUUUGAAGAAGGAGGCACCGAGACCAUCUUCUGGGAUCAGGUAGACUAUGGUCUCGAUGAACCCAACAGACCAGUAGCUCAGGAGGGGAGUUACGCGGCUGUUGCAGCCCGCGGGGGAGGGCGUCAAGGAAGAGGGCGUGGCCGAGGAAGAGGUCGCGGCCGUGGUGGACGGGGAUUCGGCACCCAGAGGGGUGGUGGUGAAGGAAGCCACUAUGUGGGAGGAAGGGGAAAUGGUCCCUCAUACGGUGGCCGUGGUUCUUACUCCAUGUGGGGUAGAGGAAGAGGCUCAUGGUACAACAAGUGGGAUAAGCCAUACCCACCUCAUCCAGGCCUGCCGGAAGGAGAGCCUUGGAAAGAAUUGGGAAUCACAGAAAAAGUUGGGGCCGAAAGGAAGAAGGCAGAUCAAUGCCUCAAAUGUGGGGACCCCGACCACAUUGUCCCCUAUUGCCCUGACUAUAGGGGGGCAAAAGGGAACAGCCAGUAGAGGUGCCAGUUUCCUCUACCGGGGCUUCGAAUGUUGAAAAAUCAGAAUCCUCCCAUUCGAAGGCCCCAAUGGCAGAAACUGAAGAGGAAGGAAGUCCCCUUCUAGUGCACUGUCGAGAGGUGGCAAACGUAUGCACCUCUCUAGGUGGAUCCCUCGCUGGCAUGGGUGAUGAGUUGGCCGCUUGUCGCCAAGCCUGGACUGAAAUGCGAAAAAAGAAGGGACAAGUAAUAAUUGCAGAUCUGGAAAUAAAUCGAGUUAGAGUAG
This is a messenger RNA of Chara braunii, 2162 nucleotides long. The record is from the annotation of a GenBank genome assembly. Lineage: Eukaryota; Viridiplantae; Streptophyta; Charophyceae; Charales; Characeae.